UAAGACAGAAAUGCUGCUGAAUCAGUCCCCUCGGGGGUCUUUCAGUGUUCCUGUUAACAUCACCCUGCAGGGUGCGCGGCGGCGACACAUGCGGGAUGUUAUCCACCAGCAGGCCCAGCUGCAGGAUUCUGGGGGGAACUGGAGGAAAGAGAGGGAGCUGAAGUGCAACGAGAAAGCCCGAGCUCAAAUCCCAGACUCCAGCGUUGGAGAAGACAGAGCCGUCCUCCUAGGCUUCCUCAUGAUGGCCUGCUCCAUCCUCAUGUACCUAAUGGUGGGAAUCUUGAUGGUCAAACCGUGCAUCCAUAGUGAUUGGAUAAGUUCUGUGAACUGCUCACUGGUGCAAACUGAGUUGUCGGAUGAAGUGAUGGACUGCCGUGGCAUUGUUAACUUCAAAUGUCUGCGUGCUUUGGUAAACAUCACAACCUCUGACAAAACGUCCUCGCUUCAACUUUACUACGAUGAAGACGCUGUGAAUUCCAGGCUAAAAACAAACUCUUUCUCCCAGUGUUUCUACACUCCCAAAUGCCAACGAAACAAGACGGAACAAGAAACCGAGGCCCGUAACAUCAAAGAAGCGUUAAUUACGCAAAGGGAAAACAUGACAUGCUUUAUCAGCCCUUCACACCCAGAAGACGCCAUCUGCAGGAGGAAAUAUAACAUAGAAAUGGCCCUGUAUUACCUGCUGUGGCCCAGCCUCAUGUUGUUCGGCGGGAUCGUCCUGGUGGGACUAGUGAAGCUCAACCAGCAUCUGGCUUUCCUCUGUUCUGAUAUCAGCAUCAGGGAUGAGUAUCUGGACAAUCAGAGUAACCUGGUGGAGGGAAGGAUCUACCGGCUCUUAAAAUGCAGAUCUGGAGAACCCACAGAGCAGCAUAAACCACUUAGCUAGAAAAUUAC
This is a messenger RNA of Danio aesculapii, 894 nucleotides long. Its product is annotated as calcium-activated potassium channel subunit beta-3-like. The record is from RefSeq and is a predicted model, not a curated record. The transcript has 4 exons. Bases 11 to 886 code for a protein of 291 amino acids. Gene Ontology annotation, molecular function: potassium channel regulator activity; calcium-activated potassium channel activity. Gene Ontology annotation, biological process: potassium ion transport; detection of calcium ion. Gene Ontology annotation, cellular component: voltage-gated potassium channel complex; membrane. Lineage: Eukaryota; Metazoa; Chordata; Actinopteri; Cypriniformes; Danionidae.